Molecule: messenger RNA, 672 nt
Organism: Drosophila mojavensis
Lineage: Eukaryota; Metazoa; Arthropoda; Insecta; Diptera; Drosophilidae
Exons: 1
Coding region: 1-672 (223 amino acids)
Source: RefSeq, a predicted model, not a curated record
AUGGUCAUUGUCAGCACCGUAAUUUAUGGUCAGGACUCUUCGGAUGAUUCAACGACGACUACAUUGCGGCCAGUGUCAUUUCUGUUUUACACGCUAGAGUCGAUCUUUAAUAUGUUCUGUUUGGCUUAUCACAUCAAGGGAUUUAUGGCUGUAGAUUUGUAUAUGUUGUCCUGGGAUAGGCAUCUCGUUUUCUAUGUUUACUUGGUGACCUUUUACGUGUUCAUGGUGAUCACGCUCUUCCAGAGCAUCAAUAUCUGCUCGGGUCAUAAUCCCACCAUUGGCAUGGAGAUCUUUAAAUCCUGCCUAGCCUCAGUAGGAUUUAUAUCGAUCUCCAUCCUAACAAUGUGGGAUGCGGAACGUGACUUUCAUUUGAUGUACAGUGGCCGUGAACCCGUGGAUGGUGUCUAUGAGACGGAUAGGCCCGUUCAUCCUUUCUCGGCAUUUCUCCUUUAUCAAUCCGUUGCCUCACUGGCCUGCGGCAUUCUCUACAUGCUGCACGCCACCAUCCUAAUAGAUGUUAAGCUAACAGCCGUGAACAAGGUGCUGACAGAGGGGGAAGACUCCAUGUACAUGGCCAUCCAUAUCUACGUCCUUGGUGAAUAUGUUCAAACAAAGCUAGAGAAAUACCCAUGGUUUUACGAUUUCUGCUCAAACCAACGCAUUGAAAUCUAA